Molecule: messenger RNA, 771 nt
Organism: Aspergillus tanneri
Lineage: Eukaryota; Fungi; Ascomycota; Eurotiomycetes; Eurotiales; Aspergillaceae
Exons: 2
Coding region: 1-771 (256 amino acids)
Source: RefSeq, a predicted model, not a curated record
AUGCUACUGUUCUUACACUCAGACGAUGCCCUACUUCCUAAGGCAAACUUGGAAUCAAUCUAUUCUUCUCGACAGAAACGAUAUUUGUUCUGGGCAGUUUCGGUAUCAAAAUGCGUUGCCCCAAGAAGAGUGCCGAGGAAAGUCGAAAUUGUUCUACAGGGAGCUGAGCCUGGACAGGUGCGUGAACUGCACCAACCAGGUGCUGAACUCGACGUCGUCUUCGACUUGGUCAGCAAUGCUUUGGUUCUGCGCGAAACCAUCAAGGAUCCCAAUAGGCACAAGACGUCGUCGAUUUUCAGUGUACAGAUUGACUGUGCGAAAAUGCGUUUUAUCAACCUCAUAGGGCUCGAAGAUAGCUCACUUUUGCUUUCGCUGCGGAUGCGACGCUCGGCCUGUAAACCCAAAGGAAAGAAGAUGCUAGUGACAGAGAAGUUCUAUGGAUUCGCACCUCCUUGUCUCGAGAGCCGACUCGACAACGACCUGUAUGCAUGUGGCUGGUCUAAACAGCGCCUUCAGUUAUUUCUGCCGGAGGAAAGGAUAAGAGGGUGGAAGACGGUAGCGCUGAUUCUCAAGACGUUCAAAGAAAUCACUGCGGAGCAUUGGUGCCAUAUUGUGCAUAUAAUCAACCCUCCACCGGUUUCUGGCUUGGAUUGGAAGGCACUAGAGGAAUACAUCAUGACCGAUGGAAAAAAACCGUCCGAUAAAAAGGUCAAAUGCAAGCAGGCAUUCGCUACGGUUGAAGAAACGAGCAAAGUCAAGCUACUGCGCUAG